CGCAGAGGGAGCAACGAGCAUAACCCGAUUAACCAAACCCGCGGAUCGCUACGUUUCGAGGCAGACGUCUGCGCUCACUCCCCAGUUGCGGUGUUCGUCUUUCUGGCAUCGUAAUAUCGUCACUGCUCCGCUCUCUUUUUCCAUGUCUCCAACACAUCUGAUCCCGCGACAUCCCGAAAUGUACGGUGAAGUGUUUAUGUAGUAUUCGUUGCACCCGUAGACACCGUUCACGUGCCAGACGACGACGAACACCUUCCUUCGUCCAUCCAUCGACGUCAACUCGGAACACCUCGUGGACUCGCUCGGGCAAAAAAGAAAAACAGAGGGGCUCGAGAAAUCGUCCAUUCAACAUGGAGCAGAAGCGCCUUUACAAAGUGGUGCUCACCGGAGGACCUUGCGGCGGUAAAACGACCGGACAGACACGGAUGAGCACGUUCUUCGAAAACAUGGGAUGGAAGGUGUUCCGUGUUCCCGAGACAGCGACCGUGCUGCUCAGCGGCGGCAUAAAGUUUUCAGACCUGAACGCUGAAGAGGCAAAGGGACCCGGGCCGUGUCCUUCGAUUACGAGGUCCUCGCGGCUACGUUACAGGAACUGGUCCGACAAAGGCGAGGCGAGGUGGCCGGAGAUCUUGGAGGUUGACUCCGGCGAGGCGUUCAAGUUCCAAGAGAAUCUUCUGCGGACGAUGAUACAGAUCGAGAACACGUUCUUCCAGCUGGGCGAGAGCUGUUCACGAAAUUGCCUGAUAAUCUGUGAUCGCGGUGCCAUGGACGCCUCAGCAUUUAUAUCGAAGGACAAGUGGGAGCUGAUGAUGGCCUCGAACGGAUGGAACAACGUCGAGCUUAGGGACAACCGGUAUAAUCAGAUCAUCCACAUGGUGUCGGCGGCGAACGGCGCCGAAGAGUUUUAUUCGACCGAAGAUCACGCGUGCAGAUCGGAAGGCGUCGUGCUAGCUAGAGAUCUCGACUACAAAGCGGCCGCCGCCUGGGUCGGACACCCUUACUUCGACGUGAUCGACAACUCGCAGGAUUUCGAGUCGAAGAUCUGCCGGAUGAUCGAGUGCGUCUGCCAAAAGCUAGGCAUCGACACUGGGGACAGGUUGCGCGCCAGCAGCAGAAAGGUCAAGUUCCUCAUUAAAGGUCCUUUGCCGGCGGACUCCGAAUUCCCGCCGUUCCAGGACUUUGAUGUCGUUCACAACUACCUCCAGAGCAAUAACCCGAAGAUGCAGGCCCGCCUCCGCAAGCGCGGCCAAAAAGGUCACUGGUCUUACAUCCACACUAUCAGGCGUCCAAAAAUGUGUGGUCAAGUAAUCGAGGUGAAGACACAGUUGACACACAGGGAUUACCUAAACAUGCUCGCUCAGCGAGACGACUCGCAUUUCACCAUCUUCAAGCGUCGACGUUGCUUCCUAAUCAACAAUCAGUAUUUCCAGUUAGAUAUAUACAGAGAACCAGCUCACCCAAGGUGCCGAGGUUUAAUGUUGCUUGAAACGUAUACGGCGUUAUCAGGGGUCGAACUGAAGAACAUUUUACCACAGUUUUUGACAAUUGAGAAAGAAGUCACCGGAAAUCCGGACUAUAGUAUGUUCAACCUCAGCCUUAGGGAAGAAUGGAACAGCACCAAUAAAUACUGCCACAAUUUACACGAUUACGCUCUUGCAGGCUUGACGGAAAGUGGAUCCACGGAAAGUAAAAAUGUCAGUUUAUCAGAAGCGAAAGAUAACUCAUCGGUUAAGAAACAAAUGAACGGAUUCGAAUCUGGAGUCAACGGUGUAGACGUCGGUAUGAAUGGUAUCGAUAAAGUUGUUAAUGGCGUGCAAAAUGGUGUCCACAGUGUUGAAAAUGGCAAUGCGAAAUUCGUCGAGCGGAGUAACAUGAAAAGCAAUAGUCAAGAAGAUCAAAAAUGCAUUGCAUGCGAUAAUCCUGCGAAAUCGUUAAAUGAUAGAUUGUAAGACUACGCGAGAAGUGUGUCGAUGAGAAUGAAUCUGAAGAUAAAGAACGUGAGAACAAAAUGAUAAAAGUAGAGCAAUGAGAGAUGAAGGAAUUUUAUUUAAAUAAUUCCAAGGUAAAUAAAUAAGAGUACUUUAUUGGCACUGACAGUUAAACUUAAAUCGAGAAAUUUCCUAUACAAUACAAAAGUGACAAAUUUAUUGACCAUAAACACACCUGUUUUCUAACUGUCGAUGAGACUCGCGUGUCUCGUAUUCAAGUACUACGCUGUAAAUGAGAAAUUGUAUUUCAUAUAAUUCAAUUGUAACUUAUUUUUUACCGAUCUGUUUAAACAAGCGAUGUCGAUUAAUAUACCAAGUAUUUUUACAUCUAAAUCACUUCACUUCACUCUCCAUCUCUUUACUUGUGUAUUUUUUCGUUUCUGUUAGAAUAUUGUGGUAAAUCUUUAUUUAAAAAAGUUUACUUAUAAAUAAUUGUGAUACAAAAUGCAUGUAGUACGUAGCAUACAAACAACGUAUUCGAGAUAUGUAAUUAUCCGAGAACAUGCGAUCAGUGUGAAGUAUACUUUUCCUUAGGAAAAAUUUUAACAUUGACUCGAUAGAAAAUUAAAGUUCUGCACUAAGAUAAUUUUAACGAUUUAUUUUGUAAAUUAUAAACGUAGAUCGCGCAGAAAAGACUUUCGUUUUCGUAGUAGAACUGUUCACGGUUCUCCAGAGAAAAUUGUUUGUUAGCGUAAAGUGCAAAUUAAUCUAGUAUUUCACUUGUCUUUUAGUGCAUAACGGCAAGGUAAUUUACAAAAGUAUGGUUCAACGAUUGUACUGUUCUGCAGUAUUGUCAGAAGUAUGUAUUAUAGUCAUGGCAAGAGAAUUGUCAAAUGUACUAGUAUUUAACAGGUAUAUUUCUAUUAAGAAUUUGUUAAGUUAAUAUGAGACAACAACUUCAAUGGGAAUACUUUCGGUGCAAGCAAUAUUGAUUGUUGAGUUCAAGUGUUCUGCAAAGGAAAUUACUUUGAGAUAAAGAAAUUAAUAAACACUUAAUUUAAUUUAUCAAUUAAAGUUCGAUUCGUCACUGAUCAUAACUUAAUGAACAUAAACUGUGAUGAUUAUAUAUAUGCUUAUUUUACAUAGACACAUUUAUCACAAAUUUUGCCAUUGUUUAGAGACAAAGUGCCUGUGAAAUGUUCAGUCGCGAAAAUGAGAAAAAUGAUAUAUAAAUAUAUAUUUUCAAUGAAAGAUGCAAUAAUCAGUUAUUGAUGCACUUAUACCACAUAUAAUUGAUCUGAACUCGUAUGUACCCAUGAUUAUCUAAUAAAAUGUCAUGUGCCUAUCA
Messenger RNA from Nomia melanderi (Alkali bee), 3276 nucleotides. RefSeq names its product TRPL translocation defect 14 (gene Ttd14). The record is from RefSeq and is a predicted model, not a curated record. Gene Ontology annotation, biological process: photoreceptor cell maintenance. Lineage: Eukaryota; Metazoa; Arthropoda; Insecta; Hymenoptera; Halictidae. Gene Ontology annotation, molecular function: phosphatidic acid binding; GTP binding; phosphatidylinositol binding.